AUGGCCGAAGUCAUAGGCCUCGCAGCUAGCAUCAUCCAGAUUGCGGGGGCUGGCGCCAAGCUCAGCGUCGCGUUGUACAACUUUACAAACUCAGCCGCGCGGGCAGACCAAGACGUCAAGGACAUUGCCGAUGAUGUAGAGCUCACAUCGAAUGCGCUUGAAAGCGUAGGCAGGGUGUUUGAGUCCGAGGAGGCCGGAUCCAUCGUGUCGAAGAAGGCUAUCCAGGACGCUGGCAACAUCAUCAAGAAGUGCCAAAGCGUCUUCGACGAAGUAUCAGAGAUGGUAGAGAAGAGGAGGAAGGUUGGCAAGAAUGGAAAAAAGAGUUUGAGCGUGAUGGGUAAGCUGGCUUGGCCGAUGAAGGAACAGCGGGUCGAAUUAAACCGAAGGAGGCUCGAGAGUUUGAAGAACAGUCUUGUGCUUUUGCUACAUGUUUUGCAAUUAGCCCAAGGCCAGGCUCGAGGAAGAAUGGAAAAAGGUGUCUUGGAUGAAGAGCGUGACAAGAUCCGCGAGUUGCACCAACGACAGCAGGACUCACUCAAAAGCCUACAGGCCCUCGAAAAUAGAUUCUGCCAUAUCGCAAUCGAUGACGAAGUAACCCUCCGAGGGUCAAGCAUCGCCUCCCGUGUUCCAACUUUGGAGCUUAUGACUAGCGCUCCCGUUAUGAAGCUCCCUCCGCUAGAGAACCCUUCAAAGCCUCAGAAAGACACCAUUAACAUCGAACUCUCAUCCGCAGAUGAUUCAGACACUUCUGAUAGCGACGCUACGAUGUCAGGCGAUGAUAAUGAGGAGCAGAUCUCGACCGAAGAACUGGCAAGAGCAGCGGACCAUGUGAAGAAACUUCUGAAGCGCAUCACAAUGUUACAGAAGAGCUUUGGUGUCGACAAGAAGCAACAUCGAAAGCGACACGUACACAAGAUGUAUAUACGCUUCUGCCGAAAGUUUGAACCAGGAAUUAAACCUUCGGUGAAAGAGGCCAAUUUCGGAGAGUCGAGAGCCGGUGAUUCCUUUGAGUUAUACGACAGCGGGGGUACUUUGGAGUGCUUUGACUUUGACAGCUUUCUUCACGUUCCGAGGGAGACCACGCCGUUUCAAUUGCUUGAUUUCAAUUUCCCCGCAGAACAGCACUCAGAGCCUCAGCAAGCAAACCAUCUCGAAACCAUGCCAUCGAUACAGGCCUCUCAGCGCCCGCCUCUUACAUCAGCCGAUUCGAUCGAACCAGUUCUGUCAUCCUCUGCGCAAAUGUCCCCCUACCCUCCAGUGCCGAGUGGAAGUGCAGCCUCAGACUUUCCGUUGGAUCUGUCUAGUCAGCAACAACGACAUAGUCUUGGUCAAGGACAGUCAGCACUGGCUCAGCAGACUCCUGAAACAUUAUCGCAGACGCUCAAGCGCAGCACCAACAAGCUCAUUCGCAUGCUGUAA
Molecule: messenger RNA, 1419 nt
Organism: Alternaria hordeiaustralica
Lineage: Eukaryota; Fungi; Ascomycota; Dothideomycetes; Pleosporales; Pleosporaceae
Exons: 3
Coding region: 1-1419 (472 amino acids)
Biological process (GO): regulation of DNA-templated transcription
Source: RefSeq, a predicted model, not a curated record